AUGGGAGACGUUGAGACACUGAAAGCCUUGAUGAAAAAGCAGCAAAUAGAUUUGAACGUCCAGGAUAAGGAGGGAUGGACUGUUAUGCAUCAUGCGAGCUUCAUGGGGCAGACACAUAUAGUUCGCUACUUGAUUGACAACGGCUUCGAGAUAGGACCGAAAAAUAAGUUCGGCCGUACUCCCCUUCAUCUAGCCGCCGAGUGGGAUAACGACGAGGUUGUGGAACUGUUGCUCUCCAGAAAGGCUGAUUUCAACGUGCCAGAUAAGGACGGCUGCUCUCCACUAGAAUGUACAUUACGACAGGCUGGGGACUUGUCUAGAAGUUUGAUGGAGAACCAGUCUUGGUCCAAGCGAAGUUCACUGCUAUCAGACGGAAAUGCACUCUCCGUCGCAGCAGUGUCGGAAGCUGUGGGAAAUGAUGAUCUCGUCGAAGAGGAGCAGUUGGGCACUGGUUUGACAGCUGAUGUCUAUAGCGGUACCUGGCGUGGGACUGAUGUUGCGAUCAAGAGAGUUGACUGGACCAUG
Molecule: messenger RNA, 525 nt
Organism: Perkinsus marinus ATCC 50983
Lineage: Eukaryota; Perkinsozoa; Perkinsida; Perkinsidae
Product: ankyrin repeat domain-containing protein, putative
Exons: 6
Cellular component (GO): cytoplasm; nucleus
Molecular function (GO): protein binding; ATP binding
Source: RefSeq, a predicted model, not a curated record